AUGGAAACCAUCCCCCAUUCUCCACCUCGAACACCUCCACUCCGUCUAUCCCCAUCCUCCGUCGGAGCGCAAUCCAUCACAACAACUGUAGCGGCGGCGGCGAAAAAUCAGGUUCCUCUUCUCUCACUUCCUGCUUCGCCGUCGACUAACCGCGAGAAGAGCGCUCCAACUCCAACCUCCUCGACGACUGGACCUACAUCGCCCAUCUCCUGCUGGAACAAAAAAAUUCAGAUCUCGUUUGUCCUCCUCCGCCUUGCUUUCCCUCACCAUCUGUGCAGCUUCCUUCUCCCGCAAUUUCAACUCUUCCCUGUUUAUAGGCUGUUUACAGACUCACAGCUGUUCAACAGACUCGUGAAAUUCGAUCCCUGGAGAAAGAGGUUGUCUACCUUAUUCAGCGCGGCCAAAAAAAGAGAUGGAAGAAGGGAGUGA
Linum trigynum is the source of this 429-nucleotide messenger RNA. The record is from the annotation of a GenBank genome assembly. NCBI's taxonomy places the organism in Eukaryota, Viridiplantae, Streptophyta, Magnoliopsida, Malpighiales, Linaceae.